GGUGUUGUUUAAAUUAGAGCGUGAAGAUUGUCCAAUGGGUAUCUUGUAUGAGGCCAUGGAUUGUGCUAAAUAAGAGAUGAUGCGCCAUGUUGGAGAUAAGCAUGGUGAUAUUUUGUCUUGGGUUGACAAGAUAUGGGAUAUUUACUUGCAUUCCCCACUGCAUGCUGCUGGUUACAUGCUAAACCCCAGGGUAUUUUACAAAGACCAUGCAUGUGAUGAUCCUGAGGUCAUCAGCGGUAUUGAGGCCUGCAUCACCCAAAUGGCCAAUGGUAAUUAUGAUCCAAAGAAAGUCAAAGCACAAACUGAAGUAUAUAGAAGAAAGUUGGGUUCUUUGGGUUCAGAUUCAUCAGCAAUUAAGGAAAUGAUGGAAUUACCACAAGUUUGUUGGUGGUCGGUGCAUGGGACUGACACACCUGAGCUGCAAACCCUUGCGACUCGGAUCUUAAGCCAAACAUGCUUUGGCGCUAAAAGGCACAACAUCAACUGGCACGUAUCUGAGAAGGUGCACGAGGCGAAGGCAUUUCAUAACCAGGACCUGUACCGCGGGCUGGAGUACGUCCACUACAAUAUGCGUCUCGCCGGUGCUAAACCACUCAUAGGAGGUCUUUCUGGGGAUCAGGUCGGUAAACCUGCCAGUCCGCUGGAUGAUUGGAUCUAGAGUCCGCGGCAUUGCCAUUGAUGGCUCACCGUCCAGACUCUGGAGCAAUGGGUUGAUCUCUCCCAGAAGCGCUCGCGCUCUCAUUUCCAAUCUGGCAUUCUGGUGUGAUUCUGAUUGUGCCUCAUCGGACUCUUGCAGUUUUCUUUCUUGAACAAUCAUCGUAGCCAGGUGGACCGAACUAUUUUCCAUAGAAACGAUUGUGGUUAGUUGUGUUGUAAUAGAAAAAAUAUCGGUGGCAUUCAGCCAUCAGAACCAUCACAGAUGACAUGGAGAUACAUCACUGUAACCCCGGUGUCGAUGUUACCUAUAUUUUCCUUAUUUCUUAA
Molecule: messenger RNA, 984 nt
Organism: Lolium perenne
Lineage: Eukaryota; Viridiplantae; Streptophyta; Magnoliopsida; Poales; Poaceae
Source: RefSeq, a predicted model, not a curated record